AUGCCGUUCAGUGGUAGAGUAAGCUUGGCAGUGCCUGGGAGCAGCCCUGCUUCCCCGGGGAAUGUUCCAUACUCUGAAAUCCUCUCAAGGAGUCCAGCUGGUCCGGGGCAUCUCACACACACCGUCCUUCAGAACCCUGCACAGUCAAGUGUUCCCAGGUCCUCCACCAGGGACAAAGGUACAGCGCUGAGCUCCUCUUCGCUCGCAGGUGUGAAGACCCCCUUGUGGAAGAAGGAGCUGGAGGAGCCUUGCGCCAAGGAGGCGGCUCAGGAGAAAGAGGAGGAGAGGUCUGAGGAGGACGACGAGGAUGUGACCGCAGAUAGCGCGGCAGAGGACGCGGAGGAGACGCGCAAGGCGGAGGUGCAAGGCCGCGAGCGGCUCUCGGUGUCCUACUACCCACUGCGCCAGGAGUUCAGCACCCAGCAGGUGGCGCUACUGCGGCGCUCAGACAGCGGCUUCUGGGGCUGGUUCAGCCCCUUCGCGCUGCUGGGCAGCCUGGCUGCUCCUGCAGAAAGGAAGCGAAGCCUUCCGGAGGAGCCGUGCGUGCUGGAGACGCGACGGUCUCCGCGCCUCGGGGGCUGUGCGCGCUGCGAGAUCCUUUUUUGCAAGAAAUGCAAGAGCCUGCAUAGCCACCCGGCUUACGUGGCGCACUGUGUUCUGGAACACCCGGAUCUGGGUAAGGCGGAGAUGACUGAGGGCUCUGAACAACUCCGCUCUCAGCCUGUGUCCUCCAACCUUGCCUAAUGUCAAAAUCCCUGCAGCCUUCUCUACCGCGAAGCUAGCCCCCUCCAGCAUGAUCCACAGAACUGCCCCUUCUUCGAGCUGUACCCAGAGCACCCCACUCCGGCAAGAAGUCCCACUGUAGGUGAGGGGUUUCCACCUGUCAUUUAGCGGGGCUCUAGGUUAUGCUGGACUUUGCAUGGGGGGACUCUGUAUAACCUAGAAUCCCAUUACUCUCAUAGUGCUCUCGAAGGGCUCUGGCCCUCAGGGAGCACCCAACCUUCACCACCACCUGAUUCACGUUCCCAACACAGUUUCACAAGCAUCUCUUUCAGGUUCUUCAAGCCUGGUGAGCAGAGGCAUCUCCUAGAAAAAGUAACCUCUGGUUUUCCUCAUCCCUCGGAAAAGUUGCCCCUUUCCCUCAAAUCAUUCAAUAAAGCCUCUAAUCAAAGUGUCAGUGCCUUGAGAUGGGAGCGAGGUGGUUUUAAGUAGGAGUAAGGAAGAUGGGACACUCUUUCCCCUCCCUAGGUUCAAGUCAAAGAGAGAAGGCUGGCAGGGAGCCACCUCUCUCACCUCCCCGGGGCAGGGUAGCACAAGGCCCUUGAAUCCCAGGGCAGUCAAAGGCCAGUCUCCCCACGGCACAGAGAAGAAGGCAGGCGCAGGGCCAGCAAUGCCCCUAGGGAAGGAAGGAAGGAACCCUCCCAGACCAUUCUCCUCUCCCCUGGAAGCUGUUUGCUGAGGUCAAUGUGUGUGCAGAUGAGGCACUGGCAGGUGUGGAGGGAAGGGAGGAGAACUAGAUGCUAAAAUAAAUGCUGAGACUGGCUGAAGCAGAAGAUGGAGGCUGGGGAGUUGGUUUCUUCUCCAGGAAUCCCAGCUAUUCUUGGCCAGACAGCAGGAGCUCUGGGAAUGCUGUGUGUGUGGCCUGGAGAAUGGGGCCAUUGUGAGCACAAAACCUCCCCCAACCUGCAGAAUCCUUUUGGAGGCUGCAUCCUGAGCACCAGCAGCAGUGCAGCAACC
This is a messenger RNA of Marmota monax (woodchuck), 1737 nucleotides long. It is a transcript of the gene Pgbdf, whose product is annotated as chromosome unknown C17orf50 homolog. The record is from RefSeq and is a predicted model, not a curated record. Lineage: Eukaryota; Metazoa; Chordata; Mammalia; Rodentia; Sciuridae. The coding region runs from base 1 to 744 and encodes 247 amino acids. The transcript is spliced from 3 exons.